AUGAGUGUUGUGUCAUUUUUGGGAGUUUUCGAGAUUUCGGCGAUCCCCGCCAUUCCCCACCGUCCAGCUCUCCUCCCCGAGGUCACCUCUCCCUGCUCACCAUCUCCACCGACCGGUUUCUCUCCUCGCCCAGGAGAGUCCCGCCUCCUCGCCGCCAAGGCCGCCGCCGCCCGCCGCCUCGAGCGGCGCCGCCUCCUCCUCGAGCACCGCGCCAUAGACCUCGCCUCCCGCGCCCUCGCCGCCCGCGCUGACAUCAAUGCCACCCACGCGCGCCGCCUCGCCGUCGCCCGCGACAUCAGCUCGACCAACGGCGAGAUCGAGGACGCGCGGCAGAAGGCGGAGGAGUGGGACCGCUUCUAUGAGUCCAAGAGGAAGGAGAUGGAGGAGUUCCGACCGUCGUCUCCACAGCCUCCAUCCACCCCGGCCGCAGCCACUUCUCAACCCCACGAGCAGCCUCCUGGCCUAGUUCCUCAUCACCGUUCUCCUCCCGGUCCCUGUCCACCUCCGCCUCCACCUUGUGGUCCCAGAGGCGACGAUUCCCCGUCGCCUCGGCCGCCGUAGAGCUCUGCGAGGCCGCCGCGGGUGGUGGAGACUCCGUCCGCGUCAUCAAGACACCGCAGCCCAACUCAAGUGUUAGCCCCAACUUUGCUCAAUUAACUACCUCUCUGGUUGUAUAUGAGUUGGAGAGUCGCGUAAUUCUGUAAUGUGGGAUGUUGUCUUAGUUUCUGUGCAAUGAGUAGACUAGAUUAGGGGAUAAACUGAUGAAUUGAUGCUUGAUUCUGAUGGUCGUGGAGUGCUGCUUUGCAGGUUAAGUUUAGCGUGGAGGUGCCUCCCUUGAUAUGCCAGGAGUGCUACCAAACAACUCUUCUCGAGUACUCAAAGCGUUUUGAGGUACCAUUUCUAUGCUAAAACCUGUAUCAAACGAAGAACAUUGGAAUUCGUGAGGACAAACAUUAUGCAAAGAGUUACAAAGCACAUCCAGGAAUGUGGGCUUAUGCCAAAGCUUAACGAGUACACGUUCAGUAAUCAUGAACUGCAGAUACAGAGUUCCGGGCGAUGUCACAGCGGGAGCUCGUCAGGAAGUGCAGAGGCUCAAGGCCUCUGUGUCUCACCUGCAGACAGCCCUGCAGGAGCUGCAGAGCAGCGGGUUGCACUCGGAAGACGCCGGGAUUGGGGCUGCGGAAGCUAGGAAGGCCGACCUCAUGGAUAAGAAGGCCAAGCUGGACGAGACCCUGGCUGCAGCCCGCCAGUUCAGAGCACUGCUUCGGCAGUAGCUCCAGAAAGCCUUCACGUCACAGGUUAGGGAUCAAAAGGCAGCACAGAACUGACUAGUUAUGUGGUACAAGCAAAACGACAUUCAUUAGCUAGCUCAUCAAUCGCUUCGGAUUAAGGAUGCAAUGCAAGUGUGGCGGGCUAGUGGACAGUAACAUAGUAGUACAAAUGUAGUGUUACUUUUAGGCAAAUGUUGAGCAAAUUUUGAACUAAUGGAUGAGUUUCAUGGGACGAAGCGGGCUGCCACUUGCACUCCUCCUACUGAUGAAACGAACUUCAAAUGACUCUACAUGCAGAUACAUGCUUUUUAUUUCAGUCUUGUUUAGAGGAGGCCCCGGUAGUGUCGAGCUGCUGUUGCUGCGGGCACAGCGACGUCGGCGUGGUCGGGAUGGUCGCAGCCCUUCAAAAUUCUCAACGGCGGCGUCUCGGCGCUGAUGGCAGAGUCGACGGCGAGCAUCGGCGGGUACAGAUGGAGUAGGAGGACGAGCAACAACAGCAAAUCAGCCUGAUGAUGACGGGGUGCGGAAGGCAAUGGUGAUCAUGCUGAUGGCAUGAAGAAGGCGAAUGACCACAACCUGGACCUUUUGGCAUUUAGAGAUGGCAAACACAGGCGGCGCGGAGACAACAACCUGGACCACCCACCCCCCUUGCCUUUUUAAUUUUGGUUGUGGUGGUUGCAUCACCGUCGCGGUCGCAAAUCAGUAUGUAGUGUGCUUGUGGAGUUGGGUCUGGACUGCAGUGUCCAUCCAGUAGGUUAGGUGUUGUUGCUACUAGAUCCCAUGAUGCUCACCUAAGUUUUGUGUUAUGUGGAGGCCAACCUUUGUGAUCUUAUUUGUCGACACUUGUGUGAUCUCGUCUUACUUUGUGAUACAAGUUGUACAAUAUAUAUGUUUUUAUGGAUGA
Molecule: messenger RNA, 2175 nt
Organism: Triticum aestivum (bread wheat)
Lineage: Eukaryota; Viridiplantae; Streptophyta; Magnoliopsida; Poales; Poaceae
Product: PX domain-containing protein kinase-like protein
Exons: 3
Coding region: 1-561 (186 amino acids)
Source: RefSeq, a predicted model, not a curated record